Messenger RNA from Maniola jurtina (meadow brown), 1508 nucleotides. Its product is annotated as glycine-rich protein DOT1-like. Bases 29 to 961 code for a protein of 310 amino acids. The record is from RefSeq and is a predicted model, not a curated record. The transcript is spliced from 4 exons. NCBI's taxonomy places the organism in Eukaryota, Metazoa, Arthropoda, Insecta, Lepidoptera, Nymphalidae.
ACUCGCGAAUCCUGCGCCAGUAAACAAGAUGGGACUUUAUAGUGCAGUGAGCGUAUUGGCGCUAGUGGCCUUAGCUUACGCUUCAGUAAGUGACAAUGAUAUCGACGGAGGGGAAAGAGUGGUUCUGGUCGCGCCGGUUUUAGCGCCCCCUAGGGACUCAAGGACUCAUGUCACUGACCGUGCGCGCCAGUUCCCCAUAUUAGUGCUCCUUGCUCAGAGGAACCCACCCCCGAGGGAGCCGCAGGCUAAAUCGCUGGGUGUGAACCCACAACCAGUUUAUGUGCAGAAAUUAGAAGACCAACCGAGAUCCGGUCAAUUGAAUAGACAGAAGCGUCAUCUACAUAAACUAUUAGGGUUAGGAUUAGGACAUGGAGGAGGAGGUGGUAUUUCAAUCGGUGGCGGUUUCGGAUAUGGCGGCGGCGGUGGCUAUGGCGGCGGCGGCGGCGGAGGCUGGGAUGGAGGUUAUGGAGGGCAUGGACAUGGCGGUGGUUAUCAAGAGCCCACGAAGGUGAUAGUUGUGAAAGAAAUUGUGAAAGAACAUGGCCAUGGUCAUGGUAAACAUUACGGUGGCGGCGGCGGCAACUAUGGCGGCGGCAACUACGGCGGCGGCGGCGGCAACUAUGGAGGCGGCGGCAGCUAUGGUGGUGGUUAUGGCGGCGGAUAUGGCGGUGGAUUCGGCGGCGGCGGCGGCGGCGGCGGUGGCGGCGGUGGAUUCGGCGGCGGCGGUGGCGGCGGCGGCGGUGGAUAUGGCGGUGGCUAUGAUGGAGGAUAUGGCGGCGGAAAUAUCGGACAUGGAGGAUAUGGCGGCGGGAAUCUCGGACAUGGAGGAUAUGGUGGUGGAAAUUUGGGACAUGGCGGAGGCUGCGGUGGUGGAUGCGGUGGCAAUGGCGGGGGUCAAGCCACGGCCACCGCUACGGCUACUGCGACGGCGCACGCUAAUGCGUACAAAAAACGUAAAUAAACCACCAUGAAGAUAGCCCAAUGGAAACUCAAACGCCAUUUGAACACCAAAUUACCUAAUCAUCAAGUAUUGUUAAUUAUACCAACAAUAUAAUGUGAGGAUUCAACUUUAUAUUAUGUAGUACUCUGUGAUUCUGAUUAGGAUUAAAACUAGGUAUUUAUAUCAAUUACUAACAACUUGCAUACAAAUUAAAUGCCAAUAGUGUAUGCUUCGGUGGUCGAACGAACGAAUUGUCAUGAUAGAAUGCUAAAGAGUUGCAUGUUUUAUUUGUGAGGCAGUAAUUUGCAUAGCUCAAGCAAAAGUGCCAUCUACUUUCUUCUGUUUAUGUAAGUUAAUAAUAAUUAAUAAAAAAACCUACGUAAAAUAAGCAAGCAAUAUUUAACAUAGUCUGAUAAAUUAAUAAUAAUUAAUAGAUAUGUUUUAGAUAGGUAAUUAUCUAAUGAAAUAUCUUGUGAUAAGUUCUCGUUUUGCAACCUAUCAGUAACUCUAUGGAAAACAGGAUUUAUUUCAUGGAACUAAGUAUUUUGAAUAAAAAAAAUGUAUUGAU